Molecule: messenger RNA, 3531 nt
Organism: Perca fluviatilis (European perch)
Lineage: Eukaryota; Metazoa; Chordata; Actinopteri; Perciformes; Percidae
Gene: zbtb33
Product: zinc finger and BTB domain containing 33
Exons: 2
Coding region: 87-2300 (737 amino acids)
Biological process (GO): regulation of transcription by RNA polymerase II
Cellular component (GO): nucleus
Molecular function (GO): DNA-binding transcription factor activity, RNA polymerase II-specific; protein binding; RNA polymerase II cis-regulatory region sequence-specific DNA binding
Source: RefSeq, a predicted model, not a curated record
GUACUUGUCGGACUAUUCAGUGAGUGUGGGUAGCAGUGCGUUUUUUGUAACAAUAGAGACGCGCCGUAACAGCUCAGUAAAGCAGGAUGCAUUCUUAUACUGUAAGUAAGCUGAAAGGAAACGUGGAGCCACCGGCGGUGAACAUGAAAGUUGAGGAGGCACUAGCAAUGGAGUUCUUUUUUACGGAGUUGAAUGCGACCGCUACGUGCCUCAUUUGUAGACAGAAAGUAUUAUUUAAGGGGUUUAAUAUGAAGCGGCAUUACAACGCUAAACACGCGGGAAAGUAUGAUAAAUACAGGGGAAGGAUGCGAAAGACCAUGUCCGAUAAGCUUCAUGAAGACUUCAACCACUCCCCAGGGUCUUCGACAUGCCCUGAUUUGAGAAGAGAAUCUGAACCUAAACUGAGCUCCCCAGCCAUGCCAAGUCUAAAGCUGAUAUCUGCAACUGACACACAGUAUUCAGCAGCUGUGCUGAAGUCAAUGAAUGAGCAGCGAAGCCAUGGAUUAUUUUGUGACGUCACCAUUAUCAUACAGGACAAGAAAUUCAGAGCUCACAAAACAAUCUUGUCUGCCUCAAGUACAUAUUUCCACCAGCUCUUCAGCGUAGCUGGACAAGUGAUCGAGUUAAACUUCAUCAGAGCAGAAAUCUUUGAGGAGAUUCUUAAUUACAUUUACAGCGCCAAGAUUUUCCGUGUCCGCUCUGACAUGCUUGAGGAGCUCAUCAAUGCUGGACAGAUACUGGGAGUCAAGUUCAUUGCAAACUUGGGGUCACCAUUAUCACAAGUUAAGGGUCUGCCUGGUUUGUCUAAGGAGACAGGGAGCAAAAGUGACACACCCACAGAGAUGAUGCCCAUCAUCGCAGAGUCUUUCUCAAUAUCCGCAGAGGAAUUCAAUCAGACAAGCAAGCCUGCAGGUAAUGACGAGGACUCGGACAAUGAUGUUAUGUUUGUCUCACGUACAGAUGCACAAACCAGAGCAGCCAAUCAGAAAGCCAACUCUGGUGAGGUCAUUGAUGUGGAUAUAGCUGAUUCAAAAAAUGCAGCACCAAAUCAAAAUGAAGAAUCAAACCAUGCAGUUGCAAAACAGAAAGAGAAAGCCAGAACCCCGUUGAAAACAUAUCCUACAAAGCCUCCAGUCAUUAGUUGUCCAAACCCCAGUUUCCCCAACAGCAGCCCUCUGCGCAGUCCAGACAGCAGCUCCAAUAACUCGUCUUCCCCUGCCAGAGUUUCCUCAGGAAGUGCUCCCACAACGCCAGCCAGGUUAGGCAGUUUCACCCCUGAGCCCUCAAGUGCCUCUCAGACCUCUGAAAACAGUGAUAUAAUGGGAGUCCACAAGAAGCAAGUGUCUGCUUCAUCUCAGCAAGGGGAUUUCAAAGUAAGGCUCUUAGAUGUGUCUGAUAGCCAAGCAAAUCAAACUAACUUACCCAAAUCAGUUAUAGCAGCAAAAAAGACAGUGACGCUGAAUACAGCAACAGAAAUUGAUUCAAUUUCAUCAGGCUGUAAAGUGUAUGCCAAUAUUGGAGAAAACACUUAUGACAUUGUCCCAGUGAAGGACGAUCCAGGCGAAGGGGGCUCUAAAGCCAAUAAAGGGAAGAGAUCAUUAAUGGCAACGCCUGUAAAGCCCCUAGAUAAAGCACCCACAUCCCCGAAGGCCAGCCCGAAGAAGAAGAGGACCAAAACAGAGCUUGAGGAUCACUACGAGCUGAUCAUGGAUGGGAAGACUUUCUAUGUGUGCAUCGUCUGCAAGCGCCCGUACGUGUGUCUGACGAGUCUCCGCCGUCACUUCAACACCCACUCAUGGGAGAAGAAGUACCCGUGUCGCUACUGUAACAAGGUCUUUGCACUGGCCGAGUACAGAACUAAACAUGAAAUCCACCACACAGGAGAGAGGAGGUACCAGUGCUUGGUGUGCAAUGAAAUGUUCAUGAACUACCAGUUACUGUCCACCCACUGCAAGCAAGUCCACAACCAGGAUCCCAGCGGGAGGAAAGAGAAAGAUGAUGCAGACAACAACUUGUACCGACUCCUGCCGUGUAAGACGGUGCAGAUGAAGCCAUACUCGUGGAGUACUGACGGGCAGGGGGUCCCGGUCAUAUCCGAGGAUGGCAGCGUGCAUCACAUAACCAGCGUCGGCGAAGACGUCCACUCCUCCACCCAGACCAGGAUGUUGAACUGGGACGACAUCUUUAUUGAGUCCGAUGCUCACAUGCCGCCUGAUGCUCACAGUCAACCGGAGUCUACCAUGAACAGUCCUCCACAAGGAGCCACAGAGUUUGACUUUGUUAUACCAGAGACCUACUGAGCAACACACGCGCUGCUCCAUUUCCUGUGCCUUUUAGGUGCCCCCGACCCUUUUUUCCUCUUUGGUUCCAUGUCAACAAUAUUCUUAUGUAAUUCUCAUAGUGUCCGCUUAAGGUACAGUCACAUUAGCCUUUCUGUUUAAUGACAUUUAUGGUGUAAUAUUUUAAUGAAUUUCGUGAUGAUGCAAUCUAGAAUAAUGUCAGAGCAGCAGUUGAAGCCGUCUUCAGUUGAAGUGAAAGUGAGACGGAGUGAAUAGUUGCAGGAUGGAAGUGUAAUGUGACCGUACCUUUACUCACAUUACUCUGCUUGUGUAAUAGCCUUGAUCUUUUGUAUCAUUGGAAUAAAUGAUCGUCACAUUAGCAAAAAUACAUAGUUCAGUGUAUGAGGCAAGUUAUAGCUCGAUCAGCUAGAAGAUGUCUGCUGAAGUAUCUGGAGGACAAAGCAUUGAAAUGAGACAUUUCAUUUCUCGUUCUAUUGUUUCUGCAGGUCAUGUUGUUUGAAUCAGUUAAAGACAUUAAGCAUCCCGCUGAGCUCCAUUUCAUAAAAUAUGUGAAACCUAAAUUGAUGAUUUUGUCUGUAACCAGGUAACCCUUUUUUCACAGGAUAUGUAAAAUACAGGAUGAUGCCUGUAAUUAAAUAAAACAUGAUUGCUUACAUUUUAAGUCCAUCACCACCAGAUGCAUCAGUCAUGAAUCUCAGCCUGUAUUUGAAAAUCAGAUGGAUUUUCUGGCCUGAUGAUUCCUUGUUCCCAUUUGAGUGAGAAUGUUAAUAAUGAUCGGAAAAUAUAUUUUUUCAUUGUGUGAUUGUUGGUGAUCCCAUGUGGGUAUUGUUGCAGGGAAGAUAUACAAUGGUUAUUUAAUUUUCCAGUGUUUGGAAAAAAUAGUAAUGGAUUUUUUUGUCCAUUAAACCCCUUCUGUUUUAUUUUGAUACACCUGUACAUUUUUAUUUUCUUUGCUUUCCUUGUGCCCUAAAUGUAAUUUUAAUGCAAAAUCUGCCAGCUUCAUAGUGUAGGCUAGGGAAUUUGCAUACAAAUGUGAUGAUAGGAUUGACAUAAAUUGAGGACUAUGUCAGUCCGUACAUAUAGCACUUAGUGUUGGAUCAGACAGAAGAUUUGUUUGUAAUAUUUUUAUUACAUUUUUAAUCAUGUUCUUCCAUUGUUUUAAAAUUUAGUGAUUGGUCAGUAUGAGUAAAAAAAAAAAGUAGUGCUAACAUGGGAGUCUAUUCUACUUCAU